Rhodofomes roseus is the source of this 1265-nucleotide messenger RNA. RefSeq lists its product as uncharacterized. The record is from RefSeq and is a predicted model, not a curated record. Lineage: Eukaryota; Fungi; Basidiomycota; Agaricomycetes; Polyporales; Fomitopsidaceae. Bases 1 to 876 code for a protein of 291 amino acids. The transcript is spliced from 6 exons.
AUGGCCAGCUUGAACUACAAUGUCGCAGGCGCUGUGACAGGCAUUCUCGGGCUCAUUCUUCCAUUCAUCCUGUUCAUACGGUUUCGCCCACGGCGAAUGCUCCAGGCUCUCGAGGAGAGUCUGUUGUAUCUCGAGAAGGUCUUGGGCGACGGCCGAAGUAACGGUAUAUCCGACGACUGCUUUCACUUUCCCAGGUGGGAUCGUGUACAACAAGAAUAUGAAGAGUGGCACAAGAAACACGCCCGUAUUCUGCGUAGUGAGGUCAAUAGACUCACUUCGUGCUUCUCGGAAGUGGAAGCGAUUGCGCGCGGCUUGACGUACCAGUUGUACGUCCGCCGUCGAAAGGUGCUUUCGACGUUAGCUGAGGUCUCGGCAGCGGAGCUCCGCGAACGACAGCGACAAUUGCAACAUGAAGUGGAUUCUCAAGCUUCAAAUUUGACGUCCAUCGUAGUCGCAGCCCAAACGUCUUCCAUCGACACGGCCGGCGUGAGUGUCCCGUGCAAUCAACCGGAAACCGGCGUGGAGUUACACACGCUACGCCACAGACAUGUAGGAUCGCAUACAGACGUGGAAGAUCCCGUGAGCGUGACCGAGGUCUCAUCCCGAGUGACCGGGAAAGACAUGGUUGUGAGCCACGACGCCGGCAAGCGUGUGGUCGGUAGGGUAAUGGUCAACGACAAGCCGCAUCCAAAGAAGGCCAUCCGCGGUUCGGCGCCGCCAGAGCUGCAAUGGGCUCCACUCCGAGCAACGUUUAACAACGUCGAAUACGUAGUUGACUUGGGCUACAACGCGGAGGCUGUGAAGGAAGCUGCAGAGGCUGCCGCCGGGAUAGCGCAUGCGGAAAUGACAAAGUUCUUGGAGGGUGUGAUGAGGUGAUUAAUGAUGGGUCAUCGCAUGCAAGGCCUCUGGAUUUCAAUAUCGGGACCCGGGAGUGUCUUCACCACCAGCCAGCGUAUACAGUACCUGGCGUAUACUGUAUGUAAGCAGCCCGUACGGAGACUCAUGUAUUUAGUAUCGACAACUUUUGCUCAAGUUCCAUGGUCUGUUGCCUAGGAUUGUUGCCUGCCAAGUCUCACCACAUGUACCAUGUACACCGUCACCCAGUACAUCAGCCAGCCUCUGUCAUCCCGUGGUCCCUGAUAUGAGCUAGCUCGAGGUGCUGGUAUGCAGCAACUGAAGGCGACUGACAUCGGCGUAUGAGGCAAGCCGCAACGUUUGCCUUCUGCGGGAGAGAACGCGAUAUUACUUUGAAAUACAACUCCAGG